Molecule: messenger RNA, 2055 nt
Organism: Bombyx mandarina (wild silkworm)
Lineage: Eukaryota; Metazoa; Arthropoda; Insecta; Lepidoptera; Bombycidae
Product: glucose dehydrogenase [FAD, quinone]
Molecular function (GO): flavin adenine dinucleotide binding; oxidoreductase activity, acting on CH-OH group of donors
Source: RefSeq, a predicted model, not a curated record
GUAGCUUAGUAGUAGAUGUAUAGUGGUAGAUAUGGAGGCGGCAGGAGCUUUGGCGAGCUUGGCACCGUCGCCGAUUACCGUGUUGGGUCUGAUACCACUCCUGGCAUUAGGGAUCACGUACUUCAGAUACCAACAAUACGACCCGGAAUCCUACGUUACGGACAUCAAUGCUGUGAUGCCGAUUUAUGACUUCGUGGUAGUGGGGGGAGGUUCGGCCGGUGCUGUGGUUGCGUCGCGCCUUUCCGAGAUCGGCAACUGGACCGUCCUCCUCCUCGAGGCGGGAUACGACGAGAACGAGAUCUCCGACAUCCCCGCACUGGCGGGCUACACGCAACUCUCCGAAAUGGACUGGAAGUUCCAAACGACACCUUCGAACAAUCGUUCGUAUUGUUUAGCCAUGAACGGUGAUAGAUGUAAUUGGCCGAGAGGUAAAGUUCUGGGUGGCAGCAGCGUACUCAACGCCAUGGUAUACGUUAGAGGAAACCGUAACGAUUACGACUUGUGGGAGGCACUCGGUAAUCCUGGAUGGUCGUACGAUUCCGUUCUGCCUUAUUUCCUAAAAUCAGAAGACAAUCGGAACCCCUACUUAGUGAACACGCCGUAUCACGCGGCCGGUGGAUACCUGACCGUUCAAGAAGCACCAUGGCGAACUCCAUUAUCAGUUGCGUUCUUAAAAGCCGGCAUGGAACUGGGUUACGAGAACCGAGACAUAAAUGGAGCGAAACAGACUGGGUUCAUGUUGACGCAGGCGACUAUGAGGCGCGGGAGUCGAUGCAGCACAGCCAAAGCGUUUCUAAGACCCGUGCGACACAGGGACAACCUUCACGUUGCGCUCGGAGCACAAGUCACCAGAAUACUUAUUAAUCCAGUCAAAAAACAAGCAUAUGGGGUGGAGUUCAUUCGCAACGGCGUCAAACAGAAAGUCAGGAUCAAAAGAGAGGUGAUAAUGUCGGCCGGAGCAUUGGCAACACCUCACCUAAUGAUGCUUAGCGGGGUUGGACCAGCGGAACACCUCAGGGAACACGGCAUUCCUUUGAUAGCGAAUUUGAAAGUCGGCCACAACUUACAAGACCAUGUCGGUUUGGGUGGAUUGACCUUCGUAGUCAACAAGCCCGUCACGUUCAAGAAGGACCGAUUCCAGACAUUUGCUGUGGCCAUGAACUACAUUCUAUCUGAAAAGGGACCAAUGACGACCCAAGGCGUUGAAGGAUUGGCUUUCGUCAAUACAAAAUACGCUCCGCCAUCAGGGGCUUGGCCCGAUAUUCAGUUCCAUUUCGCUCCUAGUUCAGUAAACUCUGAUGGCGGAGAACAGAUCCGAAAAAUCUUGAAUUUGCGAGAUCGAGUUUAUAAUACCGUGUACAAGCCCAUUGAAAAUACCGAAACCUGGACCAUUCUUCCGUUACUUCUGCGCCCGAAAAGCUCUGGCUGGGUUAAAUUGAGGAGUCGCAACCCUUUCCAGCCCCCCUCGAUUGAGCCUAACUAUUUCGCGUACAAGGAGGAUAUCAAAGUACUGACGGAAGGCAUAAAGAUCGCUAUGGCGAUUUCGAAUACCACUUCUUUCCAAAGAUACGGAUCAAGGCCCCACAACAUUCCCCUGCCCGGUUGCCAACACCACGUGCUCUUUAGUGACGAAUACUGGGAGUGCAGUUUGAAGCAUUUCACUUUUACGAUUUACCACCCUACCGGCACCUGCAAGAUGGGACCGAAACAUGAUCAAGAAGCCGUUGUGGACCCAAGGCUGCGAGUGCACGGUGUUGCCAACCUGCGGGUCGUGGACGCGAGUGUCAUGCCGACCAUUAUAAGUGGCAACCCCAACGCUCCUGUCAUCAUGAUAGCUGAGAAAGCAUCGGACAUGAUCAAGGAGGAUUGGCUUGUAUUAUGACAGUGCUAAGUGUUAAAGACUAAGAAAAUUCAAAAUACUCAUAAGUGUAAUUACAUGUUAGUUAUUUAAUUUCUGUAAUUAUUAGUCACUUUGUAAAUAAUGUAAAAGUUUAGAAGUAUCCUUAAAUUUUUUAUUGUAAUAAUGUAUCAAAGUCUUUAAUUAAUUAAAUAAGG